Parnassius mnemosyne (clouded apollo) is the source of this 2396-nucleotide messenger RNA. NCBI's taxonomy places the organism in Eukaryota, Metazoa, Arthropoda, Insecta, Lepidoptera, Papilionidae. The record is from the annotation of a GenBank genome assembly.
ACCUUGCUAUUGCUAGAUUGCUAGUGUGGUGUACACAUCUUCAAAUCAAAACAGAUGUUUUCGGUUUUCGCUGUAAAACUUUGGAUUUGAAAGUGGAAUGGAGUUUUAAAUACUAUCCUGAUCGUGAUUUUAAAGCGUAAUUAAAUGUAUACUUAAUUUGUGAAAUUUAAUAAUACAUAUUACAAAUCUAAAAUGACUCAUAUUGACCGAAAGGGUACUUUUAAAGUUGAAUACUUGCAAGAGAUUGAGAAAAAUGUACAAAAACAGUGGGAGGAAGAAAAAAUAUUUGAAAUCGAGGCACCCACUGAUGGGAAAACAUGUGACAAGUUUUUGUGUACUUUCCCGUAUCCAUAUAUGAAUGGACGUUUACAUCUUGGACACACAUUCUCUUUGUCCAAGUGUGAGGUAAGAUUUACACCUUUUUGUUGUCUCAGGCUUGAAACACUUUACAGAUAAUUGGAAUUGAGCACACUGUGCAGUAUAAUAUCUUCAUUAAACACACCUAAUGUGUUUUUGAGGUUGAAUGGGCAGCAAAUUUAACUCGGUGAAGAAAAUUCUAGAGCAAUAUUUUUUUACUUAUGUGGUAGAGCCAUGCUGCAGCUAUAUUAGUAGUAUAGUUGUAGCACGAAUGGGUAGGCUCGACCGGGGAAUGGUUACGCUCUCACAGAAUACCAGCGUAAAAUUGCAGUUCAAUGCUGCUGUUUUGUAUGGUGAGUGUAGAGAACCGGAGACCCAUUUUACUGGAAACGAGGCAUUCCAUCUUGGUACUCACAGGUGACAACGCAUUUGCAUUUUGAUUUGUAAUUGAGAAUAGAUGUAGAUAUAUAUGGGCUACAGAAACUACUUACCAUCAGGUGGACUGUGUGCUCGCUUCUCACUUUUAUCCUAUAAAAAACAUGCCUUGAGCAAAUAUUUACUAUCAGAGCUAGAAAAGUAUGGAUAUGCCCAUAGUAAUUUUGAAUUUAAUUUGUUUUCUGGAAAUAUGCUUAAUGUGGGAAUAUAUUGCAUUGUUCCAUAAUACUUUAAGGUGUUAUUUUACUACGGAAAUACAAUUUUUUUGUAUUGUGCCCUUGUCAAUAUUCCAAUGAACAAUCUUUAUUUUAUUUUUUGAUAUUGACAUGCACAUCAAUUUGUAUUUUUGGGAUUUCAAUAUAAUUGUUAAAACAUUUUUUGUAGAGUCCUUGAAAAUACUGCAGAUUAGUUAAAUUUAAUCCACUUAUAAAUGUGUAUGUGGUUGAUUAAAUUUUUUAAAUAAAACAUUAUUAUAAAACUUAUAUUAGUUAUGAGUUAGGUACAUAACAAUAAUCUUUAUCAUCUGAAGCUGAACAUAGGCCAUGCCCAAACAAUGCCACAGAGGAAGGUCUUGAGUUGCAUUUACCCAUCGACAUCCUGCACUCACAUCCGAUUGUCGGGCACAGGGCAACAUAUUCCUUUCAUUUCUGAGAGGAAUAUUGUGUAUUUAUUCUGCCGCACUGCUACAGCACACAGCAUAACUCCAAACUUCACAUUUCCUCCAAAUAUUUUAUUUCUCAAAGAAGCAGGUUUCCUCAAGGUGGUUUGCUACACUGCCAAGCAUGUUACUAUAUGCUAUCAGCUGUGAAAAUUACAAUUAACAAUUUCAUUGUUAUGUUAAUUAAUAUCACAAUAAUAUUGUUAAUGAUAUAGGUUAACAUCCAAUAUUAUUAACUACUUUAGGAAGGAUUAUUACUAUAAAGGAUUAUUUUUCAAAGAGUAGCCAAAUUUUAAACUUAAGUUCAAAUAUAUAAAUGAUGUACCAUUAUUACAGUUUUUGAAAAUACUAGUAAAUAUGGUUUUUACUUUUUAAGAGGCGGCAGAUGGAAACAAAUCAGGAGAUGGGCAACAGCGUCUUCUUAAUAACAACUAAAAAUAAAAAACUAUGGCAAAUAUCCCCCCUAUGAGGCAAUCUAUAGGGCAAGGUUUAUGUUCUCUGUCAUGACUCCAAAUGUCAAACAAUUAAAUACUAAUGUAAUUUUAAAUGGGGAGAAACUGAGUCUUGUAGAUACCACCAUUUUUCUUGAAAUCACACUAGACGUGAAGCUUCAAUGGAGCCCCCAUAUAUCAAAACUAGUAAGCAGACUUAGUUCUGCAGCAUAUGCUGUAAAAAAUAUUAGAAGUCUAACCAGUGUUGAAACAGCUAAACUAGUUUACUUUAGCUAUUUCCAUAGCAUAAUAUCGUAUGGUAUUUUGCUAUGGGGACACACAACUGACACUGAAAUUAUAUUUGUUUUACAGAAGAGGGCCAUAAGAGCAAUUUAUAAUUUAAAGCCUAAAGAGUCACUGCGACAAAAAUUUAAGGAAAUUAAUAUAUUAACUUUGGCCUCUCAAUGCAUUUAUGAAAAUGUUAUGUACGUACACAAAAAUAAAAGUAGUUUUAC